AUGGCCUCCCAGAGUGUGCAAUGCUUCGGCAAGAAGAAGACUGCGACUGCUGUCGCCCACUGCAAGGCCGGAAAGGGUCUCGUCAAGGUUAACGGAAAGCCUCUUUCCCUCAUCCAGCCCGAGGUUCUUCGAUUCAAGGUCUACGAGCCCAUCCUGAUCCUCGGUGUUGACAAGUUCGCCGAUGUCGACAUCCGCGUCCGCGUCUCUGGUGGUGGUCACACCUCGCAAGUCUACGCCAUCCGCCAAGCCAUUGCCAAAUCCAUCAUCGCCUACUACCAAAAGUACGUCGACGAGCACUCCAAGAACCAGCUCAAGCAGGCCCUCAUUCAGUACGACCGCACACUGCUCGUUGCCGACAACAGGCGGUGCGAGCCCAAGAAGUUCGGUGGUCCAGGUGCUCGCGCCAGGUACCAGAAGUCUUACCGUUAA
Bipolaris victoriae FI3 is the source of this 429-nucleotide messenger RNA. RefSeq lists its product as hypothetical. Gene Ontology annotation, cellular component: cytosolic small ribosomal subunit; ribosome. Gene Ontology annotation, biological process: maturation of SSU-rRNA from tricistronic rRNA transcript (SSU-rRNA, 5.8S rRNA, LSU-rRNA); translation. NCBI's taxonomy places the organism in Eukaryota, Fungi, Ascomycota, Dothideomycetes, Pleosporales, Pleosporaceae. Gene Ontology annotation, molecular function: structural constituent of ribosome; RNA binding. The transcript is spliced from 4 exons. The record is from RefSeq and is a predicted model, not a curated record. Bases 1 to 429 code for a protein of 142 amino acids.